CUUCACUCAUGCUGUUUUUCUCUUAGUAGGCCAUACAGCAAUGGCGCAGUUUGUCAGCGCAAGGUCAGGUGUCAGGUCACAUCCAUGUCGACAAGACGAUGCUCGCCGCCUGCGACGCUUGUGCGUCUGCGCAGCGACUUCCGCAAAAUUAACAUCGCAUCUUGUAUCAAACAGCUUGAUUGGGGACCACGUUAGCGAUGCGGUUGAGCGAACAGCUCGGCCUGGUGACCUUUCACCGACCGUCGUUGUGGCGACCACAUCGCUAACGCGGACCGGGAAAACAUGGACGCGGUGCCCGAUAGAAAUGCGUGUACGGACGCUGCCAGCUGUAGACGCGAACGGCGCCGCGACCCGCACCCCCUACGCCCGCUGGUGCUGCCGCGUAAACCUGCGCGCCUCUCCGGAGCCGUCCCCGUCCGCGGAUCAUCCUGCUGCUGCCGGCAUGGGUACGGCCAGCAGCCGACGCACGCCGCCGCUCGCGCCCGGCUCCCCCGAGUUCCAGUUCUCCCGCCACUUCACCACCGUGUACGACGACCCCCAACACCUGAAGCUGGCCAUCCAGGCGGCACAGGCCGUUCUGCUCAACCCCGCAUCUGUGCCGCUGUCACGCGCGUCCGGCUUUGCGCCCGAGCUUGUCAAGCUGGUGGCGCCGCCGGCGGAGGUGACGGCGGCGGUGACGGCAGAGAUGACGGCGGCAGAGGCAGCAGCUGCACAAUCUGAGCAGCCGUACGGUGCCGGGCCGCGGGAGGCUCCUGCCGCCGUGCUGCCCACGGACCCGGCCGUGCUCGCUCAAGCGCUGUCCGCCGCCGUCGCCGCCGCGCUAGACCCUGCCAAGGCUAAAGCCACGGCUGCUGCUGCCGCGGCGGCAGGCACCAGGCCGCCGGCGGGACUGCAGGUGAAGCCACACCACGUGGCGGACUUCCUGCUGCAGCACCGCCAACGCCGCCGAGGCCACAACCACCAUCCCAACCACCCCAACCACCACAUCAACCACCAACCUGACAACCACCACCAGCACACGCGGCCGCAGCCGCACGCGGCACCAGCCGUGCACGCCCCUGAGGCCUCCCCGGCCCCUCCCUCUCCUCCUCCUCCGCCGCCGCCACCGUUAGAGGUGGAGGCGGCGCAGCAGGUGUGGGAGGCGCGGCACUGCGACGCGCUGCUGCUGCGGCUGGGGCUGUUCCCGGACGUGUAUGAGGCCACCGCCAGCCGCGGCGCGGUGGUGCUGGAGGUGGACGUGCUGGCGGGCGGCGACGGCGCCGUGCCCAAGAUGGACGUGCUGGAGAUCAUCACCGCGGCCGCCGAGCCGGGUGACCCCAGGGCGGAGGCGCCGGACGCGUCGGCGCCGCCGCACCGCAUCACACUGCUGGCGCCCGCCGCCACCGCCACCUCCAUCGCUGUCAGUGGCAUGGGCAUCGCCGCAACCGCCGCCGCCGCUGCUAGCGGAGCUGCGUCGCCGCCGCCAGCAGCAGCAGCAGAGCAGGCCGGCAAGCCCCGUACCAGGCCUGACAAGCACAAGCCGCUGCUGCGCUGCUGCGGCCACGUGGAGGUGCUGCUGCUGGACCUGCUGCGCGCCGCCACCCGCCGCCUGGCGGAGGAGCUCCUCACCGCAUCAUCACCCGGCAGUAGCACCGGAGGCGGCAUCACCAGCAGAACCAGCAGUAGCACCGCCACCACCACCAGCACUACUGAUGCAUCUCCGGCAGCUGCGUCACUGCCAUCGCCAUUGUCAGUGCCGCCGAUGCCAGUGCCAGCAGUAGUGCCGCCGCCACCGUCUGCUGCCGGUAGCGACCUGCGGCGGCGCAUUGCCGCGGCGGCGCGCGAGCUGCGGGCGGCGCAGGCGGACUGCCUGCCUUGCUUCGUGGUGGGCGACCAAGACGUGGGCGCUCUGCCUGAACUGGAGGCGGCGGCGGGGCUGGGUCGCAAGGGCGUGCGGCGCAUGAGCCUGCAGGAGGUGCAGGUACUGCUGGCCCGCCACCACAGCCACUACGGCAGUAGCAGCAGCAGCAGCAGCAGCGGCUUGGCGCGAGGCGGGGGAGGAGGCGGCGGGGACACGGUGCCGUACCACGCGUUGCAGCAGGCGCUGAACGAGUGCUUCAAUGAGGCGCUCUGGUGUGCGGGGCUGGCGGCGCAUGCGGAGCAGGUGGCGGGUGCGGUGCGCGAGGCGGCGGGCCGGGCCGUGGCGGCUGUGGUGGACGGGGUGCGCUAUCCCGAGACACAGCGGCUGCUCAGCGCCUGCCUGGCGGCGCACGUGGACGAGCUGGCGGGCGCCGUACUCCGCCGCCGGCUGUACGAGCUGCUGCGAGUGGAGCGGAUCAUGGUCUACACGCGCGGCGGUGGCGGCGCGUUCCGCAGGGAGCGCGCGUCCUUCAUGGGUCGGCUGGUGGCCGCGCUGCAGGGACCAGACGACGACCAGCCGGUGGAUGAGGAGGCUCUGAUGCUGAUGGCCACAUGCCUGGCCUACUUCAAGGUGCUGCACGCGGGGGUGCAGGCGGCCGUGCCCCGUGCGCUGGCCGCCCACCUGCUACAGCCGCUGGCGCAGCCCGCCAAGCUACAGCCGCUGCUGUGGCAACGCGUGCUGGCGGCCGACGACAUCACCUGGCACCAGGUCUCCAAGGAGCUCCUGCUGACGCACGCGGCCGCGGGCGGUGGGCACGGCGCGGCCACAGCAGCGGCCGCAGCAGCAGCGGGGGCGGCUGCUGCGGAUGCGCCCAGCAAGCGGCGCUAGGAGCGGCAGAUAGAGACGGGGCAACGAGUGAAGCGGUGGCGCCGCGGCGCCGGGGCAGUUUGGUUUGCCGCCAGGCAGCUCUGCCAGCUACGACCAGCACAUGGCAUACGGAGGGAUGGGGCCGCCACGGAGAAUGUCGAAUCUGUGCGCUUGGUGGCGUUGAGGGCACAUGAGACAAUGAGACAGGCAUAGGACAUGUAGACGGUGUGUUUGGUAGACGGGGGAGUAGGGGGCAGCAAGCAAGGGCUAACCGAACGCGCACAGACCCCCCAUUGACGUUCGGUACCAGGGGAGAACGUCAAUCGGGAGGGGCUGUGCGCGUUCAUGGUACAUGGAGGACAGGAGAGAUAGUCCGUGCAGAUGGGUGGGAGGGAACCGAUGUUGCCAGCUGGGUUGGGCGGGCACGCAUGCUAUCGUUGUUCGGCGUUGCACGAGUCCAGCCAGCCACCAUCUUCAGACCCGUGCCAGGCCCCCUCAACAGCACUACCUAGGCAGCGGUGAGGUACCUUCGUCCCCAAUAUGGUUUAGCUGCAGCGGGGCGCGCGUUUGCGGUGACCGAACCGGUGGCCCUAGAAUCCCCUCCUCCGAGCCUCCUCCGAGUCACCUGCCAUCCCUUGUCACCCUAGCCACGCCUAGUUUGCGGCCCUGGGUGCACACGCUAAUAAUCGUACACUGUUUCUGGGCAUACAAUCAUGCAGCGAGCCCGUGGCUGCUUUUGCCAAAUCGCAAA
This is a messenger RNA of Chlamydomonas reinhardtii, 3458 nucleotides long. RefSeq lists its product as uncharacterized. NCBI's taxonomy places the organism in Eukaryota, Viridiplantae, Chlorophyta, Chlorophyceae, Chlamydomonadales, Chlamydomonadaceae. The record is from RefSeq and is a predicted model, not a curated record. Bases 305 to 2728 code for a protein of 807 amino acids. The transcript has 9 exons.